AUGGAAGAAGACAUUUAGUAACUCUCAAAUGAAGACUUGAAGCUAUUGUUUGAGAGUUUUUCAAUAGUAAGGACAGGGGAGUACCCAGGCUCAGAGGUAUAGUUGGGAUUUAAAAUGCUUUUUGGGGAAGCUGACAAGAAUAGUGAUGGCUAGGUAGAGAAAGCUGAUUUCUUUUAGUUGAUGAGGGGAUAUUUCAACAGUAAGCACUAGAAACCCACACAGUUAGACAUUGAUAUGAUCUAUAAGAAGAUUGAUUUAAACAAUGAUGGAAGAAUUAGUUUUGAGGAAUAUGAUAUCUUUGUCAGGAUGAUAUACGAGACAGAAUAUCUACCAGCUCUGGAUAGAGAGUUAAAAAGAAGAAAUCUUCACCUGACCAUGCAUAAUCAUUGA
Stylonychia lemnae is the source of this 390-nucleotide messenger RNA. NCBI's taxonomy places the organism in Eukaryota, Ciliophora, Spirotrichea, Sporadotrichida, Oxytrichidae. The record is from the annotation of a GenBank genome assembly.